This is a messenger RNA of Anneissia japonica, 1110 nucleotides long. RefSeq names its product serine/threonine/tyrosine-interacting-like protein 1. Gene Ontology annotation, biological process: protein dephosphorylation; negative regulation of cytoplasmic stress granule assembly; positive regulation of intrinsic apoptotic signaling pathway. The transcript has 7 exons. Lineage: Eukaryota; Metazoa; Echinodermata; Crinoidea; Comatulida; Comatulidae. Bases 90 to 986 code for a protein of 298 amino acids. Gene Ontology annotation, cellular component: mitochondrion. Gene Ontology annotation, molecular function: protein phosphatase inhibitor activity; pseudophosphatase activity; protein tyrosine/serine/threonine phosphatase activity. The record is from RefSeq and is a predicted model, not a curated record.
GCAACAAACAACAACACGGCCGUGGUGGUGGUGGGUACCAGAAAGUGUAUGUGGUGCUGUAUGGAUGGGCAUUGAUUUUCACUUUAUAGAUGAUGGCAGGACUCGUAAUAUGUGAACCUACUGUUUUAUAUAAUAUUUUACAACAAGCUACAAUAUAUCCAUGUCUCAGUGACCCAAAUUAUUUACUUUUGUUGGAUGCAAGAAAAACUAAUGAAUACAAUGAAAGUCAUGUAGUCACAUCAAAAAAAGCACCUAGGACACCUGAUGGUGAAUUCCUUGUUCCUUAUGAUUCUGAAUUAGAAUGCAAAUUACAUGUUGUCGUUCUUGAUAAUAAUACAAGAACUCUCAAAGAAAAUAGUCCAGCAAUUGCCUGUGGUAGAGUCAUGUCUGCAAUGGGGAGUAAAAACCCAGUGAAGAUUUUACGCGGCGGUUAUGAAGAUUUCUCCGCACUCUACCCUUUCCUACGAACUCAGAAGAUUAUCUACAUGCCAAGGGAACUAGAUGCACUAAAGACGUACCCAAUUGAGAUUCUUCCGGGGCAACUGUACUUGGGCAACUAUCAACAAGGAUGUGAUGCUGGAAUUCAGAAAGAUCUUAAGAUCAAGGCUCAUGUAAAUGUCUCUAACGAAGAUGACACCUUCUUUGUAGACGAAUCCACUGGUGAUGUAUUUAACCUACCAGCUAAAGAUGAAGAUGAUGCAAAUAUCUUCCCAUAUCUUCCAUAUGUCUGCCAAUUUAUUAGUACAAAACUUGAAGAAAACAAGCCUGUUUUAGUUUUCAGUAAACUUGGAAUUAGUCGAUGUGUUAGUAUUGUUCUUGCGUACCUCAUGAACUUCUACAAGUGGACGUUACAGGAUGCUUAUACACAUGUGGGUGACUGCAAACACAACAUACGCCCUCACCGUACAUUUGUCAAACAGCUGUCUGAAUGGGAGGAAUCAUUAUUUGGCGAGAGGCCCACGGACAUUGAAAAUCCAAACUAUUAACUUAUCUAUAGUCUACCUCGUAUUUUGUAUUUUAUUGUAAUUUAUAUUUAAAUAUAUUAUUAGUCUGUAGAAUUCUUGCACUACAGAUGUUGCUAUAAAAUAUAUUGUACUUAAUAUAGUUGUU